This is a messenger RNA of Funneliformis geosporum, 237 nucleotides long. The record is from the annotation of a GenBank genome assembly. NCBI's taxonomy places the organism in Eukaryota, Fungi, Glomeromycota, Glomeromycetes, Glomerales, Glomeraceae.
AUGCCACCACUAUCUUCAACUCAACAAAUCUCAAAUGAACAUUCUACUUUAACAGAACAUGGUGGUGGAAAUGGUGUUGUUCAAGUUGUUUCUGGUGAUAAAUCUUGGCAACAAAAAGAAAAUUUGAAUGAAUCUCAAUUUCGGCUGGGAAUAGUUUUGUUGGAAUUGGUAGACGCUUUGGAUUAUCUUGCUGGUUCGUUUUCAAUUUUUGAGAAAUUAUAUGUGAGAAUCAUUUGA